Olea europaea var. sylvestris is the source of this 993-nucleotide messenger RNA. RefSeq lists its product as uncharacterized. NCBI's taxonomy places the organism in Eukaryota, Viridiplantae, Streptophyta, Magnoliopsida, Lamiales, Oleaceae. The record is from RefSeq and is a predicted model, not a curated record. Bases 1 to 993 code for a protein of 330 amino acids. The transcript has 2 exons.
AUGAUCACCCAAAUUGUUGAAGAAAACAAGGAAAUAAAAUAUCAUAUGUCCAAACUAACUAAUGUCUUAGCUGUAGGAGAGCAUGAAAAAUUCCCAGCACAAGCUCAACCGAACCCUAGGGGGCAACACAUGACACAAACUUCAGGAUCAGGAGAGACCAACUUGAAGGAAGUGAAUGCUAUAACCACUAGAUCUGGAAAGGUCAUAGAACCAAUCCCCAAACUUAGGAAAAGUGAGAAGGAUCCCAGUAGCAUAGAAGAGAGCACCCCUAGUGAAGAGACGGUGAAAAACUCAUAUAGAGUGCCCUUUCCUCAAGCCCUCAAGUCGACCUCUAAAUCUUCUAGUCAAUACAAUGAAAUCCUAGAGCAUCUCAAGCAAGUAAAAGUCAAUCUACAUCUCUUGCACGUGAUUUUCCAGGUCCCCACAUAUGCUAAAGUCUUUAAGGACUUGUGUACUGUAAAACGGAAGCACCAUGUCAAGAAAAUUGUCUUCUUUACUGAACAUGUGAGUGUCGUAGUUGAACAAAAAAUCCUGCCAAAUUAUAAGGACCCUGGUUGUCCUACUGUUUCUUGUAUCAUAGGGAACCAUAAGAUUGCACAAGCUCUCCUCGACUUAGGGGCUAGUGUCAACAUCAUGUCUUAUGCUAUAUAUUCGGCAUUAGGUCGAGAUGUGAAUGUUAACUCCAAGAUUCCCAUUAUUCUUGGUAGACCUUUUUUUGCUACAACUAACGCUCUUAUCAAUUGUAGGAAUGGUUUGAUAAAGCUAUCUUUUGGGAACAUGACCUUAGAUGUCAACAUCUUUCACAUCAUAAAACAGCCUGAGGAAGAUGAUGAUUGUCAUCAAACAUACAGGAUUGAUACACUCGUUGAAGAGGAAGCACAUGCGCUUAUUGACCCCAACCCUUUAAAUUCUUUCUUUUUAAAUUCUGAAAUUCCCGCAAGGGAUGAUAUUGGGGAAUAUGUUGAUAUUGAUGCUGCUUUUAAUGAUUUAUAG